AUGGAUGGAUUAAUGCUUAAAGAACCGAAAUCGAACCUUUUCUACCAAAUUUUCAAACUUGCCAGAGUAAAAUACAAUAUUAAUAUUAUUUUAUUUUAUAAGGGUGCGAAUCAACUUUUGAAUGCUUAAAAUGCCAGACCUCCAAUGUUACUCAAUGCAUUGAAUGUAAUGAUCCAAUUAAUCAAAAGUCUCUUGCGAUUGGAGAUUUAGAAUAUCCUUGUUGUAUAUUCAAUCAGUUAAACUUUAUUAGAACCCUAAACUUCUUCAUCUUUGAGUUCCAUCUCUAAUUGCCAUAUUUAUAAUUACUAUGAUCAAUAUAAUUGUUUGGUAUGCCUUUCAGGCUUCUAUUUAUCUAAAAAUGGUUAUUUUAAUAUUUCAGCUAACAGAUACUAAGAUAUUUGCCAACCAAAUGUCCAGACAGACCUUUGUCUUCAGUCAAGAUCAGAAUUUGUUUGCGAUACCUGCAUAUAUGGAUAUAAUACUAUCUAAAUAGGAGAUAAAAAGUCUUGUCACAAAUGCAAUUAGUAAAAUGGCGCUUAAAUCAAAACUCUAAGGUGUGAGUUUGAAAUAGAAUAAUCAACUUCUAAUGUUAUUUAGAAGAAAAUCACUUCAUGUCUUGGAGGGUUCGUUGACUUAUAAACAGGAGAAUGUGUAAGUAGCUGUGGGGUAGGGAGAUAUGGAAAUGUUACCUUGGGCUAUUCAGGAAUGAUUGAAUAAACUCUUUGUUUGGACUGCGAUUCAUCAUGCUAUGAAUGCUCUUCAUAAAAAACUUAAUGCCUAUCCUGCAAAGAAGAGUUCUAUCUUGAUUCACUAACUAAGACUUGCAAAUAGAAGAAUGGAUUACUUGAAACGACCAUCUAUGUUUAAUCUAAAGACUUUAGCAAUGAUUACACACCUAAUGGGAUCACCUUAUAAGUCAGCUAAUAUAUUGAUCUUGCUGUUUGCUGA
This is a messenger RNA of Stylonychia lemnae, 948 nucleotides long. The record is from the annotation of a GenBank genome assembly. NCBI's taxonomy places the organism in Eukaryota, Ciliophora, Spirotrichea, Sporadotrichida, Oxytrichidae.